AUGUCCAAAGCGCUCCAAAUCACCUCGGCGGGAUGGCUGCUCAUCUCGCUGGGACACACCACGUCCGCCAAGGACUGGCAGGCAAAUGCAAAGUUCCAGACCCUCCCGCGUCUCUCGUAUGCCUGCGCAAAAGUAGGCUGGUACCAGGGAAGCGGCUUCUUCAUCAUGAACGGCACGUCCACAACCGCUCCCUAUAACCCGGCGCUCCUACGGGACCCCGUCCAAAAGGCCAUUGCCGGAGCCAUGAUUGCCAUCAUGUGGGCGAGCGGCUGGUGGUACUCGAAGAAUGGGGCAGCGAGCAACGCUGUUGCUGUUGGGGCUAUUGGUGCUCUGCAGGGCUAUUCCGCCUUUACCAUCUGA
Messenger RNA from Metarhizium acridum CQMa 102, 360 nucleotides. The record is from RefSeq and is a predicted model, not a curated record. NCBI's taxonomy places the organism in Eukaryota, Fungi, Ascomycota, Sordariomycetes, Hypocreales, Clavicipitaceae.